Molecule: messenger RNA, 393 nt
Organism: Ciona intestinalis (vase tunicate)
Lineage: Eukaryota; Metazoa; Chordata; Ascidiacea; Phlebobranchia; Cionidae
Source: RefSeq, a predicted model, not a curated record
CAGGCACAAGGUGUAUGAAACAGAACACCCGUGUUAUAACGACUGUCGUUCCCCCCCACGUGAGGAUGAACAAAUUACACCUAUUCAUUCAAUAACCCACAAAGUUACAUUGCCCCAACAGGUGGAACUUUAUACGACUUCCUCAUGUCUCAGUCUUCACCAUUAAAGGAGGAAAACGUGACCAACUUGUUCAUGCAGAUUGUGGUUGCGUUACACCACAUACACACUAUGAAUAUUCUACACAGAGAUAUUAAGCCUCAGAAUAUUCUUUUGGAUCGAAAAUGUAAAGUUUGUAAAUUGUCCGACUUCGGAAUCUCUAAGGUUUUGAACACGAAGACCAAAGCUUUCACGGUAGUAGGCACCCCGUGUCAUAUAUCACCGGAGUUAUCUUGA